UCUCCCUCGCUCUCCCUCCCUCCCUCCCUCUGAGGCGCGCGCGCGCGCGCUCUCUCGCUCCUUCCUUCUCUCUCCCUCUCUCGCUCUCGGCGGCGCCGGGGAAGCCGGAGGAGGAGGAGGCCGGAGGAGGAGCGGCGGCGGCGGCGGAGGAAGGCCGAGAGCGGAGUCCGGGCCGCGCCAGGCCGCGGCUGGGGGCCGGUCACGGUGGCGGAGCCGGAGGAGGCCGGGCCCCGCCCCGCCCCCAUCCCCCCACCGGCGGCGGCACCACAACCGCGGGGGGGCGGCGGCGGCGGCUGCCGGGGCAGCACUUCCCCUUCUCCUUCCCCCUCCUUGGCGGCGGCCGCCCCUCCCUCCCCCUCGUCCCCAGCGGGGCCCAUGGAAGGCCUGCCCGUGGAGGUGCGGGGCUCCAACGGGGCCUUCUACAAGGGUUUUGUUAAAGAUGUCCACGAAGACUCGGUCACGAUAUCCUUCGAGAACAACUGGCAGCCCGAAAGGCAAAUCCCCUUCAGCGACGUGCGGCUGCCCCCACCCGCGGACUACAGCAAGGAGAUUUUGGAAGGGGAUGAGGUGGAGGUUUAUUCCCGAGCCAAUGAGCACGAGCCAUGUGGCUGGUGGCUGGCCAGGGUUCGAAUGAUGAAAGGAGACUUCUACGUCAUAGAAUACGCCGCUUGUGAUGCCAUCUACAAUGAAAUUGUUACGUUGGAGCGGCUGCGGCCUGUCAACCCCAGCAAAGUGGCCACCAAGUGCAGCUUUUUCAAAGUCACCAUUGCCGUACCAGAGGAUCUCAAGGAGGCCUGCUCAAACGAAAACGUGCACAAAGAGUUCAAGAAAGCCGUGAGCGCGAACUGCAUCUUCCUCAGUUCCACUAGCAGUGAGCUCGUCAUCCUUUCCACAAAUGAGUCCACUGUCAAGAGGGCAUCUCUGCUGGGCGACAUGCACUUGCGCAGUAUCCGGACUAAGCUGAUGCUCAUGUCCCGGAAUGAGGAGGCCAACAAACACUUGGAGACGAGUAAGCAGCUGGCGUCGGCAUUCCAGGAGGAGUUCACGGUGCGGGAGGACCUGAUGGGGCUGGCCAUCGGAACCCACGGGGCCAACAUCCAGCAGGCCCGGAAAGUGCUGGGCGUCACUGCCAUUGAACUGGACGAGGAGACCUGCACCUUCCGCAUCUAUGGGGAGACCCCGGAAGCCUGCAAGCAGGCCAGGAGCUUCCUCGAAUUCUCCGAAGACUCUGUUCAAGUCCCUCGGAACCUAGUCGGGAAGGUGAUAGGCAAGAACGGCAAAGUCAUCCAGGAGAUUGUGGACAAAUCCGGCGUGGUCCGCGUUCGGGUGGAAGGCGACAAUGACAAGAAGAACCCCAGGGAGGAGUCCUUGCUGGCUCGUCCAGUUGGUUCCCUGGCUAAAGCUGUCCGAGACACAGACAUUGGACAAGAACCAACUGGGAUGGUCCCUUUCAUCUUUGUGGGAACGCGGGAGAACAUCAGCAAUGCGCAGGCGCUGCUGGAGUACCACCUCUCCUACCUUCAGGAGGUGGAGCAGCUGCGCCUGGAGCGGUUGCAGAUCGAUGAGCAGCUGCGCCAGAUCGGCCUGGGCUUCCGCCCCCUCUCCAACCGGUCGGAUAAGGAGCGGGGUGGCUACACCACGGACGAGAGCACCUCCUCCUCCCUGCAUGGCACGCGGACCUACGGGGGCAGCUACGGUGGGCGCGGCGGCCGUGGGCGCAGGGGACCCAACUCUGGUUAUGCUACCAACUCGGAUGUGUCCAACGCUUCGGAAACAGAGUCGGAAAAGAGAGAGGACUACGAGUGCCCGCAGCUCAGUGACCGUGACCCCCGCCCGGAGGACAGCCGCAGACGGCCAGGGGCGGGGCGGGGGCGGGGCCCUGCUCCGGCUCCUCGCGGAAGUAGCAGCAGUGGAGGCAGCAGCAAGUACAACAGCUCCUCCAUUAGUUCAGUAUUGAAAGACCCCGACAGCAACCCUUACAGCCUGCUGGACAACACCGAAACCGACCAGACUGCGGACACGGACGCCAGUGAGUCGCAGCCUGUCAGCAACCGCCGGCGCCGGUCCCGCCGGCGCCGCACGGACGAAGACGCCACCAUGAUGGAUGGAGCCCUGGAGUCGGACAACAUGUCUGUCAAUGAGAACGGCCUGGAGGAGGAGUCUAAACCGCAGAGACGGAACCGGAGCAGGCGCCGACGCAACCGCGGCAACCGUGUGGACGGCUCCAUCAGCCGGGACCGCCAGCCAGUCACCGUAGCCGAUUACAUUUCCCGGGCGGAGUCUCAGAGCCGUCAGCACCCACCGCGCAAAGAGAGCCGAGAGAAGUCGGCGGAGGAAAACGCACCCAAGCAGAAGGUUGAGACCACCAGCAAGGUUGUCAACGGGCCUACGGAGAACGGGGAGCAUGCCGCCCCCAGCGAGGAGGUGGCUGCCCUGGUGAACGGCGUGUCCUAAGCUCGCAUGCGUGCGGGGGCCUCUGCCCCAAGUCGCAGCCGGCCGAACCCUCCUCUGAAACGAAAACGACCCCUACUUUCCACCUGCUUGCAACAUCUUAAAGAGAAAACGAAAUAAACACCACACCAGUCUCUUGUUUAAGAACAAAACCAUUAUUUUAAAAAAUGAAAUGAAAUGAAACAAAUUGACCCGAAUCCCAAGGUAAUGAUGAUCUAGCGCUCGUUAAAAGCUUGCGAAAGAUGGGAUUCUCUUCUUUACCACAGCUCUUAACACAUCCUGGUUAAGCUUUCAGCAGUGGCAGCCAGACAGGGCAGUGAAAAAUUCAAAGCAAAACCCCUCUUUCUUUUCUGCCCUCUUGUUAUGUCAAAGGGGGGGGGAUCUCUGACGCUACCUGAGCUCGUAACCCCCCACCCUUUUCUUGGAGGCGCACACAGUGUGGGGGAAAAAAAAACUACUAUGACUUAACAUGCAUCUGUUUUUGGUGACUUAUAAAAGUUUUUUUCUGUUUAGAAACAAAUGUGAAGAGAGAAAAAUAAAAAUAACUGGCUAUUCAAAACUGGAGAAAGGAGAGGGGGAGAGAAACCUGUGCCUUCUGAUGACGAUGCAGACACACACACACACAGACACACACACACACCGCACAAGAGCACAGAGUGCUCUUGCCUUUGUUUUUUUUCCUUCCCUUUCCUCUUUGACUAGUUAAAAAUCAAAGGCGAGGUCACGUCCGGGAGAGCGAAGCAGGAGGGCUGGCCCGCCCAGGAGGGCACAGGCGGGCGUCCUGAGGUUGUUUUGGGCUAGGCGCCCCUUUCCCACCCCAAAGUGGGUUCUGGCCACAGAGAGGUAGGAGCCUCUCCUGCAAACCAGGAGGCGGGCGAGGCUGUGCUGUGCUAGGGGGAAACGGGGGACGCGAGGCACCUGCUUUGUUAGGCCCACCCCAGACCAGUAAUCCUUUUCUUAAUUCCCCCCCACCCCUUUGAUUCUAAAACACUGUGGAAGACAACAACAAAAAGAGAGAAAAAACGCCAGGCUUUUAGGGCGCAAGCUGACGUGGCGACGUCGCUCCUGGCGCGGCUUGCCUUCGAGUUUGUGUGUUUGUGUGUGGGGGGGAAAGGGGGGAUUUGAUCUGUGACGGUUGAGACUAUUUAUUUUUCACUGUACAGUAUUUAAAAAGAGAAUAAAAAACCCAACUCUUGAAAAAAAAAACAACGCCUAAAUACCAAGGUUGCUUUCUGUCCUGCCUGCCAUGUUCUCUCUUUCUCUUCUCUCUCUCUCUCUGCCCGGUGGGGGGGCUUACGGAGAACGAAGCCCCUCCGCCAGUGACUCCUGCUGCACAGGCCUUCAAUAAAAUGCGACGAGUCUUGCCAAA
Messenger RNA from Zootoca vivipara (common lizard), 3820 nucleotides. It is a transcript of the gene FXR2, whose product is annotated as FMR1 autosomal homolog 2. Gene Ontology annotation, molecular function: translation regulator activity; mRNA 3'-UTR binding. NCBI's taxonomy places the organism in Eukaryota, Metazoa, Chordata, Lepidosauria, Squamata, Lacertidae. The record is from RefSeq and is a predicted model, not a curated record. Gene Ontology annotation, cellular component: neuron projection; nucleus; cytoplasmic stress granule. Gene Ontology annotation, biological process: positive regulation of long-term neuronal synaptic plasticity; regulation of translation at presynapse, modulating synaptic transmission; animal organ development.